UUGAACAUGGAUCUAGGGUGGCGUGGCAUCAAGGUACACACAAAAAUCUAUCUGUUACCAUUUAUUUAUUCUCUCCUAUUUCUUCUUUGGCUCUGGAAUCUUUAUGCAACUCUGACUGCAUGAGAAUUUCAAAGGUUAUUCUUUCUAAUGCCAAUGUGCCGGGUGAGGGGGAGCACAAGAUAAUGUCGUACAUUUGCUUGCAAAGAAAUCUACUAGGGUUUGACCCGAAUACACAACAUUGCUUGUAUAGGUUGGAUGCUAACUUGAUCAUGCUAGCACCGGCUACACAUGAAGUGCAUUUUGCAAUUCUUAGAGAGAGAAUAUCAAAAUGGGAGAUGAUUGAGGUUGAUCCGUUGCCAAUUACUCAAUCUGAUAAUAGAUGCAAGGUACAACACUUUCGUAGGGGCUCAAUUUCAUUGCAUUUUCUCAUGAAUGAAAUGUUAGUAUUAUUUACUAUACUUCGUAUUCUUCUGUUGUUUCAGGGCCGAUGUCGGCCUCAUGGGAUUGAUUCAUUACCAAAAAUCUGUGAGACCUCCAACUUCGAGAUGCGACCAUUAUGGGGUUUCCCAAAAAAAAAGGGGAACGCAAAAGCUUCGAAUAACUUACUGGCCAUUGCAGUUGGAAUAAAACAAAAAGAAAAUGUGAACCAGAUUGUUGAAAAGGAUUCUGCACUGCAGCCUGCAAAGAGUUUGAUUCCUUCAUUGUUCAUUGUAGACCUGCAACAACUUGUAUAUGAUCUUUCUUCAAAUGCAAAAUUCUAUUUAUCUGCAAACUAA
Magnolia sinica is the source of this 776-nucleotide messenger RNA. RefSeq lists its product as uncharacterized. The transcript is spliced from 5 exons. The record is from RefSeq and is a predicted model, not a curated record. Lineage: Eukaryota; Viridiplantae; Streptophyta; Magnoliopsida; Magnoliales; Magnoliaceae. Gene Ontology annotation, molecular function: 5'-3' RNA exonuclease activity; RNA binding. Bases 120 to 776 code for a protein of 218 amino acids. Gene Ontology annotation, cellular component: nucleus. Gene Ontology annotation, biological process: nuclear-transcribed mRNA catabolic process.